UCUGGCUGAAUCAGCUGUCGUAAGAAUAAGUUUUGCUUGCGUAUCGCUUGCUCGUACGACUGUGAUCACUGAUCAACUUGUGAGGUCAAUUAAAUUCGGUCCCAUUCAACUUACUUAAGUGUGUAUAGGCAUUUUCUACAUUCGUUUUCCCUUAAGUACUUACGUACUUAUAUGUUCACGUCAAAAAGUCUGUGCGGCUAAAUCGUGCAUCGGGAGACACGGGUGUUUUUGUGGUUUUUGUGCUCUUAGUGCUACAUAUUGUUUCAUCUAAGAUGAUCUCGAAUCCAGGAAUGAGAAGAUUCUGUGCCACUUGCCUUACUGCUCUUGUUGCAUUUGUUGUGAUGACAGUCGGUGAGGACUCGGGGUCUUUCCCAAAUUUGAAUGACUUGGCGCAAAACGCGAAGGACUUCAAUUUGGAAAACUUGGACAACCUGCCGAGCAGCCUCAAUGCCUCGGAGCUCCCCAACAUAGAAGAGGGCGAGAAACGCAUCAAAGAAAAGUGCAUGAAAAAUGGCGGCAACACCUCAUACGAUGACUUCCUCGUUGUGAAAGACGAAACUCAAGUUUGUCUGAAAGGUCUUCUGAACUACACCGAGCUGAAGACUGAAAUUGAGGAGGCCAAACCGACGGGUGACCUGGAUAUUGUCUUUCGUAAAUAUUGCAAGAAAUCGCCAAUUCUGAAGGGCUGUAUCCUGAAUUUCACAUCUGCUGUCGAGCCAUGUUUGGAGGAGUCUGAAAAAGCCUUGAAGAACACUGUUCAAAAUAUUACAGAAGCCCUGUUAAACUUCAUCUGCUUCAAGGAAGGCGAUAAAAUUGCGUUAUUUAUUGCUGAAGGAGGACCGAGCUGUAUUUCGGAGAAGAACGAAGCUAUCCAGUCGUGUCUGAAUUCCACUUUCAGGAAGUACCUUCCAUCAGACUUAGGAGAAGAAACUGUUCUCCCACUCCUGAAAUUAGGAGAACAAGAAUGCCAGGACGUGUUCGAGCUUCAAGCAUGUCUGGUUAAAGAGCUUGAGACAUGUGAAGAGCCAACUCCAGCAAACAUCAUAGACUCUCUGUUCAACUUCGUUUACAAACAAACACCAUGCAAUGGCGUAAAACCAAAGCAUCCCAAGAAAUUAGCAGAUGGUGUUACGGGGGUUGCAUCAUCUCUUCACGUCUUCAGCCAUCUAUUAGCACUCAGUUUAUCCGUCCAUCUGUGGAGAAGUUAGGCAUGGACAUGUCUCCAGCUAUUUACUGUGAUCUUUAAUUACCUGGGUAUAUUUUCGUUAAGUACCUCGCGGGAUCAGUUUCCCUCUUAUACUGUCUUAUUCUCAAGCAGGCCAAGGCAAAUCAAAUAUUUAAAUUUGUGAAUAUGUUGGAUAAACUUCAAAAUUGGCAUGUGAUAGUUUUUCUGUCACAAGAUUUUUUACUUGAUAGCUCUGAGCCUUCUCAAAAAGAAAAAAUAAAAAAUAAAAAAAAAAAAAAAAUAAUAAUAAUAAAUGAUAGCAAUACAACAGCAAAAUCCUCUGAUUCGUUUUUUCCCUUCAAGUUUCUGUCGCUGCCACAUUUCUUUUAAUAAUUCUGAAUUUGAUACUUUCACGGUUUGUAUAGAAAACAUUUUUUAGAAUCUAUGAAAAUGUCAUCAUAGUAUGUUUCCAAAUCAAAAGACUGAAAAACUUUCAGUAGCUCUUGUAGACGUAGUAUUUAACAACACUCUUGCGGCCUUAGUUUCUUCUUGUUACCAAAGUGCCUCAUUAACUUACGUUUCCUUAUUUUACUUCAUUUUCCUUCUAUGAACUAUCUAGUACCUCUUGUUUAGGAAUUAGUGCUAAAUAAUAUAUCAAAUCACCUGAUGUCUGUUUUAUGUACAGCGUUCCUAGCUGGUAUAUUUUAUUUUUUAAUAGUGAGACACUGAGAAAUUAGAGAGGUAGGUUGCGUAUUUUGUGGAGGAUUUUAGUUUCUCUCUGUUUUUCUUUGAUAAUUGUAUGACCUGUGUCACUGCAUUUGAGGAAACUAGAUUUUGUUCAAGCUCAUUUCUCACUCUAACAUCUAUUGUUCUUUUUUUCCAUAUUGGUUUUCUGUAUGUAUUGGUUUACUUAAAUUGUUACUUAAUUUCGGCUCAAUUCUUAAGUUGUAUGAUGAAGAGAUUGACCCUCUCUUAUAUUUCAUGCAAAGAAUAAGGAGCUUUAAAUGAUUUUUUAUACCUUUUUCAUUGUGUCCUCUUCUCAGUUGAUCUAUGGAGUUGCGAAGACUUGAUUUGGCUUUAAGUCUUAAGACUAUUGCUCCCUUGAUCAUUGAUAGUUAUGUUUUCAAGUUGUUUUAUUACAAAUUUUAUUUUGAAAAUGUUAUUCUUUUUUUGUUUUUCAUUUUGCAAUUGUUUGUAUCAACGCGGUUUUGGAAACUCAAUCAUUAGCCCUUAUGUUGGUUCUAUUAAACUUAUGUUUCCUCUGCUGAUGGAGUUUUAGAUCCAAGUGCCCUCGGAAACAACUUUUAGACCUUUAAUCUCUUUUAAAUUGAUGUUUUAAACCUCAAAGAUGCACCUAGAAUUCUUGUAGGCCAUCACUAAAGCACCCAAUUGUAACAAUGGUUUAUUUAAUUUUAAGCUCAUUAUGUUUCGCUCUCUUUUAGCUUGUACUUUUAGUUCACUUCCCUCAAUAAUUACAAUCAGGAAUUAAAUGCUUGAGAGAAAGAAGAAAAAAGGUGGUGUUGUUAGAAAAUUAGUUGUCUGGAUCAAUGAUUUAGUUAUAGGAAGAACUGAUUAAUUUUCAAUUUGUAAAAAAGGAGAAUUUGCACACAAAAAUUGUAUUCCUUCAUCUGGGAGUGUUUAUUGACCUGAGUACCCAGUAAUUUUUCAAAGGUGGGAAAUCAUUAAAAAACUAAAAACUUUAAAAAUGAGAAAAUGCACUGCCUAGUAAUGUCAUCAGGUAACAUUUCCCAUUUAAAGACAUAUUUUAGCAGAUUACAUCUUGCCAUUUUUCCCGCAAUACUUGUUUAAUUUAGAAACGAAGCAUAUUCUCAUGCUCAGUCCUCUCAGUUAGUAACAUGGUAUUCAUCAAAUUUCAGUCUCUUGCAAUUUCUCCGUUGUAAUGAACAGAAUAAAUCAAAAUAAUGACUACUCUAUCUAACUAUAAGGAAUUUCCCUGGCUUGUAAUUUAUUUUAAUUUUCCUCCCGAAAGUCUGUCACUUUUUGAACAUCCAUUCAUUGAAAAUAAAAGAACAAUACUCAAGAGUACAUCAACGUAGCUUAAUUUUGAUCCUGAAUUUACAAAAUUAGAUGACAGGUCGUGUAUACUUGCAGAACAAUCAAGCUCACAUUGCUGAUUUUGCGUAGAUUUUCAAAAAGUUACAGCAAUCACUGCAGUGAUCUUGUUCAUUUAAUUCUUACAUUUUUGACUAGUAUAGAGUGCAAAUAGUUUACUGAAAUUUCCCCUGAUUUUCUUGAACGAUGUUUAUCCACGAAAAGAAAGUUCAAAGUUGCGUGUUUUUACCUGGCAUUUAAACGCGCAUCACCUAGAAAACCAAGAUGGCAUCUGCAGAGAUCCCUCCAACAGUGGCCACUUUUUUGACUCAGCAUUCUCUUCGAUGCGAUCAGUGGCCGGUACGUAAACAACAGAAAGUAAGCAAACUCAUCGGAAGGUUUUCAUGUUCAGGAAUAUCAUGACCUUUUUAACAUUAAUAAGGCACCUGACAAUGCACUCUAUGAAAAUUUAAAGAUUGUGAACUAUGUGCACUCUGUAAGUACUUUUCAAAAAUGGCAAGAGUCACUUUGGCCAAUGAGGCAAUUUUUACCCUAAAUUUGGUGUAUCAAGCAAGUUUUUUUACUUGCCAUCUCCUCAAAAUAAUCUUAAGUCGUGAAAAUAUCUUCUGUAGGUAUACCUUUCUUCAUAAUCUCUUAUGCCUAUAAGUUCAUUCAGAAGAUUUAUGGUCUGGGCAGGACAUACUUGAGAAGAUUUCAUCAUACUUUGAGACUCAAGAAUUAAAAGUUGUUAUUCAUGCCCUCCAAUGCAAUUUUCUUAUUUUAGGUAUCACUUUUCAAGUUAAGUUACUGUUUUUACUCUCUUUUUUUUGUAAAACGAAUCAAAGCCCACUUUUUUUCUCAUCACUGGAUUUUCAUAAUGUAACUGUGACGUGGAUUUUCAAAGGAAAAAUAUGAAAUGCAUUGUUGUACAACAUUUUUUUGUGACAGUCUGUCGCUCUUCCCUGAGAAUUAAAUGAAAAAUUGAAAUAAGACUCAGUUCUUGUGUUAAGGGAUGCUCAGACUGAUAAACCUUUUGAUGCGCAGGAAUGUGUCAGUGCUACGAGUGCUUAACACAGUGGCCAACAAAAGCAGUUGACUGUAAGUUGCAUCAUAGAAUAGGCUCUGUACUUCUUAGUUUUUUUUUUUUCAUUAGUUAAAGGAGCUUAGUUUAAUUGAAAAAUCAUCACUAGGUUUUUUUAAUGUUUUCGUUAGACCUUAAGAAGAAUUAGUUUGAAAAUUCUGACAUGUUUGAAAUUAGAGUUGGGCCGAAAUGAAUUUUUCGCGUCACCAGAUACCGAUAUCGAUUUUUUGUAUCGGGUCGGAGCCGCAUUCGGGAUACCUAAUUCGCUGACGUAUCCGGCCGGAAUGGAUAAUAUUGGAUCCGGAUUGUGUUUUUUGGCAUGAGAAAAAUCUCCAGAUUUUGCGUUUGGGACAAGAGGCACAUUCUAUAUUAGACCAUUGAGACAGUCAUCCACGAUGUAUGUGCCUUUGUACGGGCAACCUCCUUAUUUUUCAAAGGCGCGCGAUGAGGCCGGCUGUAACGAAUACAAAAAAAAAACGACCUGGCAAAUAAGCAGUAGCAGCCUGAGCAGCAUUAGCUUUCAUUGGGUUCAUGGUGUGUGCCAGACGAAUCUGAUGUGCAGAAAAAAAGAUAUUAUCAGAGGAGUAAACAAGACAAAAGUGAAAAACAGCGCUACCAACCUCACACUUUUGAAAGCACUGUUGCCGCUUGCUGGUAAAAAGUCGCAGCAUCUCAAAGUCCGUCUUGUGACGGAAAUUUGUUUGGUUAAUCUCUGUUGAUGAGAAUCUUUGAAUGAACAAGAAAAAUGUUUGUUUAUACCUAUUACGAACUUAAUUGGCCUUUGUUUCGAUACCGCGAUGACAAACUGCGUACUGCGCCAUUACGAUAAUUGCGGAGUUACGCUCAGACUAAAAAUGUCGCCAUCGGGGAACUUAUGCACAUGUUGGUACCAUUGUUUUUUUUCUCUCUCUUGCACCUACAUGCUUUGUCUGUGAAAGUGGAACACGCAGCCUUUGGGAAAUAAGGCCUGAAUACAUGCUCAAAUUUCCGUCAAUUUCUGAUCAAAGUGAUGACAAAAAUGGCGGCUGAGAAUUAUCUAAAUUGGUAUCUAGAAUUAAUUAAAACAGCGCGUGUUGAUUGAAAUAAGCAUGAAAUAAGCAUGGUUGUGUGAAAAUCAGAUGAAGGAUAAGACCCACAGUUCCAUCAUCUACCAUCAAAUUUUUGCAGGCUGCAACAAAUUGAUGGUAGAUGGUACCUACGCACAAGUCAGCAUUUGAUUGGAAAUUGAUGAAAUCUGAGCGUGUAUCCAGGCCUUUAAGAAUUACGUUGCGAUCGUGUGAAUGUGCGGAAAAUGCACUUUAUUCCGGUAAUAACAAGUUUUGGAAUGUUGAAAAAUUACCAUGACUAGACUAGUCAAAGUGCGCCGAUAAAAGCGCCAAAAUAUCACUAGAAAUUUAUCGAAAUUUUCACGGCUGAAAACGCACUGUCUGGCGGGUUCAAAAAUUGGAAAGCGCGAAUACACGGCUGGAUACGGAUACCUGCGAAAAUCAUAUCCGGCAAUCCGAUAAUCGCCGGAUACCUACCCGGCCCAACUCUAUUUGAAAUAGUGCGUUGAGAAUGUGCAUAGGGGCCCAUCCAUAAAUCACAUUGUCGAUUUUUUCUAAAUCUUAACACCCCCCUCCAUUUCCAAAAACACUCUUGAGAAUGACUUUAAUUCAGAGUCUAAUUUCGGAAAAGAAACUCUGGAACAUAUAUUUUACCUCUCUAUUUUUCUUUCUUCCUAGUAUUUUCAUUCCUCUAAAUUUUCGAGCUAGAGGCUCUCUCAGCUUUAUAUCAUCAGGCUUGACUUUUCCUCUCCCUUUUCUUUGGACCUGAAACUUUCCCUCUAGGGUGUGUCAGUUUAUGUAUGGACAGCUCUCCAUGGUGAAUUUUUGGAAUUUGGUUUGGUACUAUUUUACAAUCAGUCAUUAAUUGACUCUCGGAAGUGUAUUAAUAACAUAACUUUAUUUUGUAUUGGUGAUUAUGUUACCGUAAUAAAAAAAUGUUCAUCGAUUU
This is a messenger RNA of Bemisia tabaci, 6293 nucleotides long. Its product is annotated as 27 kDa hemolymph protein. NCBI's taxonomy places the organism in Eukaryota, Metazoa, Arthropoda, Insecta, Hemiptera, Aleyrodidae. The record is from RefSeq and is a predicted model, not a curated record.